CUUGUGACACGACACGUGCGGUACGAAACGUGCGCAGCUCUUCCCGCGAAGCCGGCCCAGGAGCGCGCAGAUCCCGCUGCGGAACGCGCUCGCUCGGAACCAAGUGAAGUGGGCAGUGCGGAGAUCCGCGGCGCGUCGCCUCUCGGUACGUUUGUUUGUGCCCUCGGUGUGCGGGGUAUCUGGUGGUGUUGCGUUGUAGGGAAGGAGGAGGGGGGGGCAAGUUCAGUUGCUCGUGCUUCCAGACGCGGGAAGAGGAGCUGUCGCCGGUGCACGAAGAUGAGAUCCGCGAUUAUUAAGGUCCUUCAGGCUCAGCACGUGCGCGUGGGACACACAGCACGGGACACCUCCUGACCUGACCGCGCAGACAUGACGGAUCGCGCCGCCGCCGCCGCCGACCCGGACGUGGACGUGGACGUGGACGUGGAGAGUCUGGAGACGGAGAGCGACGAGCAGGCGGAGAUGAGCGCCGCCGCGCUCCCCGCCGCGGGGGACGAGGAGGAUCAUCCGGGCCAGAGCGCGCUGAGCUCCGGCGACCAGAGGAAGCUGAGCAGGACCCCCAAGUGCGCCCGCUGCCGGAACCACGGCGUCGUGUCCUGCCUCAAGGGACACAAGCGCUUCUGCCGCUGGAGGGACUGCCAGUGCGCCAACUGCCUGCUGGUGGUGGAGCGGCAGCGCGUGAUGGCGGCGCAGGUGGCCCUCCGCAGACAGCAGGCCACGGAGGAUAAAAAAGGCAUCUCAGGAAAACAGAUUUCAGCAGAAAGGAGAACGAUCUUUCAAAGGCAUCUGCGGCCUUCGACCAUGUUGGCAAAAAGUAUUUUAGAGGGAUAUCGACCGGUUCACUCAGACUCCUUUUUGAGUGGAAGCCCAUCUCUGCCUCCUCCUUUGAGUGACCGCAUGAGGAAGAGGAGAGCAUUUGCUGACAAGGAGCUGGAGACCAUCAUGCUGGAGCGAGAGUACAAAGAGAGAGAGAUGAUGGAGUCCAGUCAGUCAGCUAGUGCUUCGCUCUUCCUCCCUAAUACUAUGGUACAUGCGGCAGAGUACAACGCCUAUAAAACGGCCUACUCCGCUGCCCAGGUGGAACCACUGUCCAAAGACCUCUGCAGUUACCUGCCUAACUGUCUGGAUCUGUCAAUGCAGUACUCCGGCACUGGGAAUGUUGAACUCAUCUCCUCCAACGUAAGUGUGGCAACCACCUAUCGGCAGUACCCCCUCUCCCACCGCUUCAUGAUGUGGCCCCGGGCGGGUAACCUCGGCGAUGCCUUGCUCUACCAGCAGUGCCUCCCCAGUGCCACAGCAGUUCAGAACGUGAAGCCAGGCUCCAUGUGGGAUGCCAAAAUGUCAGCGGGCCCAGAGAGCCACUCGGCGAACCAGGAAGUCGCGCCUGCAAAGCUGGAGGCCUUGUGCGCGGCUCCGGAGCUAUGCGGCGUGCCGCAACCUCAGGCUGAGAGUCAGGGGCCGCUCUCCCAGAGCCACAAGGAGCGCUCGGCCUUCUCUGCGCCCAAGAGAAGCUUCGGACAAGCCUUUCCCAACAUGCCGCCCCCUGGGAGCCAGGAGCACGUCCUCGGCACGCUGAGCAAGGACAACGCGAAGCGUGCCAUCAUCAUGAAGCUCAGUUCCUUCCACUCCCUCAUUCAGCAGACUCUGGGUGAGAAAUCGGGCCCCGAGCUGAAGGGGCAGCACUGCAAGGAGCUCCUCGAAGAGGCUGCGAAAACCUGCAAAGGUGACGCUGCCCGACAACUCCAGAACCUCAAAAGUGUGGAACGGUGUCCGAAAGAUUUCAUGUCCAAGCAAACGGGAACGAGGGGCUCUAGUGAGUCGUUGUCUUUUUCUGUGGAAUCCAUCCUGAAGAGACCUUCCCCUUCAGUGAACCGCGCAUCUCAGUAAGGCCACAUCUGUCACCUCCCCGACUGCACUCGGACACAGCUUAAGAAAUCAGUCUUUUCGCCCCCUUACUCCUCAGCAUGUAAUACUUUUAAAGAUUCGCUUUUGCUACCGUCUUCUAGUCGACAGACUCUUUUGCCAUCUGCAGUGUAAAAAUGACCUGUAAAUACAUAGUG
Molecule: messenger RNA, 2057 nt
Organism: Scleropages formosus (Asian bonytongue)
Lineage: Eukaryota; Metazoa; Chordata; Actinopteri; Osteoglossiformes; Osteoglossidae
Gene: dmrt2a
Product: doublesex and mab-3 related transcription factor 2a
Exons: 4
Coding region: 367-1884 (505 amino acids)
Biological process (GO): regulation of transcription by RNA polymerase II; sex differentiation
Cellular component (GO): nucleus
Molecular function (GO): RNA polymerase II cis-regulatory region sequence-specific DNA binding; DNA-binding transcription factor activity, RNA polymerase II-specific
Source: RefSeq, a predicted model, not a curated record